Messenger RNA from Lactuca sativa (garden lettuce), 399 nucleotides. The record is from RefSeq and is a predicted model, not a curated record. Lineage: Eukaryota; Viridiplantae; Streptophyta; Magnoliopsida; Asterales; Asteraceae.
AUGGCAUACCUUUUGCUUAUCAUUCUGAAAACAUCAUCUGAUAAUCUACGGGUAUCUAUUAUCUCACAACUCAAUUCUGAAUUUGCUAUGAAAGAUUUGGGUUCAUUAAGCUAUUUCUUGGGAAUUGCUGCCCACCGCCAUCAACAUGGUCUUUUUUUAUCUCAAAGGAAAUAUGCAACUGAAAUUCUUUUUUUUUUAUCUCAAAGGAAAUAUGCAACUGAAAUUAUUGACUUUGUCGGUAUGUCGACUUGCAAACCAUUUGUUACACCUAUUGAUACCAAACUCAAGCUUAGCGCCUCAUCUAGUCCUCCAUAUGUUGAUCCUUCUCAUUAUAGGAGUUUGGCAGGAGCCCUUCAAUACCUAACGUUUACUAGACCUGAUAUCACGUAUGCAGUCUAA